AUCGGUUGCAGUAAAAGCGCGAUGUUAGUUCAAUAGGCUAAUGAUGGAGUACUGAGACGAAGGUUCUAACAAAUAUGACGUCUUUAGUGAUUUGCACAAAACGUGUCGUUUUGAUUGCUAUAAUGAUAUUACAAGAAAGUCUCAUUUGUAUUGAAACGACGCAUGCGUGGGAAAACAGUGCCUGGAAAAACGGAACACUAAGGUUCUGUUACCCUGAUAUGAGAUCUCAGGAAAUAUUCCUAGACAGUGGAACAAGUCAGCCUCUUCUAUUGUGUGCAUACUCUCCAAACAGCCCUGUCGACUUUGUAAACAUUAAUGGGGCUGACCUAAGAUUUAACAGUAAGAUGGACAAUAUGCUGGUCAAUAAUUUCACAGAUGACAGUCGUCAGAUGUAUUACGUCAGUGUGAUGAUAGAUAACGUGACGUUAAAUAUGAAUUAUGUUGGAUGGUUAAGCUCAGGUUCAGGAGAAAUGUUGGAGUUUAGUUUCAUCUACAGAGCAGGUCAGAUCCGUCUAUGUCACUACAAGCCAGUGACAACCUUUGAUGUCAUGCUGGGUGAGAAUCUGAAUGUCACAUUUUGUCUUCAGUCAAGCAUUGACAUUCACAAAUAUGUUGGAAUAAAUGGCGACAUAUGUGACGUCAAAAAACAUAGUGGUCAUGUUUAUUGUCACGUGACGUAUGACCCAAAUACUGGAGAAACUUACGUAGGCGUAGGGAUAAACGACGUCACUUUCGAUGACGUCGGAUAUUACGUCAUUACAAUAAAGAACAUGAAGAAUGAGAGACUGAAGCACUUGUUGGAGUUAAAACUUAAAGAAGAUCAAACUACAAAAAAUGUGGGCUUAAGUGUAACGACCCUGAUUACGUCAGUGGUGAUUGGUGUUGUCGUGAUAUUUGUCAUCGUCCUCGUCUGCUUGGUGACUCACUACAAACACACCAUUGCCGGUCUACAGACUGAAUUACUAAACUAUGGUGCAAGCGUACAAUACAGGGGAGGUAAUGCUGGAGUAGAUAACUCACUUUACUACGAGAGUUGUCGAACUUCUUGUGAGAUCGAGAUUUCAGAACGUCACCCAUACGGCCAUAUUGUUGAGAUGAAUCAGACCUUCACACAGAGUAGAGAUCCCAUAUACAGCCUGAUAGUAGAGCCAGAACAUUUUUCAAAGAAUCAAACUUUUGAGGAUGACGUGAGGAAUCAGAUAACACGACGUAACACGGAACUGGAUGACGAAUACCUGACACCAGCUGACCUGGUGUCAGUAAACAAUGUGUCACGUGAUGAGUCUUUACAGCCAAGUCAAGCGUCCAAUGGGUAUCUUUCAGUGGUAGAUCAUUACUCAACCAUUGACUAAAUCUAGUUCCAAAUAUUGAUAGACCAUUACUCAAACA
Messenger RNA from Physella acuta, 1389 nucleotides. RefSeq lists its product as uncharacterized. Lineage: Eukaryota; Metazoa; Mollusca; Gastropoda; Physidae. The record is from RefSeq and is a predicted model, not a curated record.